AUGCUGGUAUCAUCUCUCGCCUACCGCAUGGAGUGCCUCAUCCGGGCCGCCAUCCGGUUUUUCCUUUCACCCUUCUUCGCGAUUGCCAACGCAAUCCUCGCAGUUUUCUCACGCCGUUCGAAAGCGGCAGCACAGCUGUUUCUAAAGGCACAGCUCAUCCGCGACAUCCUACUUCAAUCACCACCUCCUUCCUACCAGUCAACUACCCAGCUUGACCAAAAUGCAGCUCGCCUUCGCUCCUUCGAAGCUGCUCUUCAAAAUAGAGACCGCGAGCUGGCCUCCAGGUCCCAAGCCAUUGAGAGCCAACAGCGACAGGUCGAAGCCGAACGCGAUGCUCUCCUUUCUCGUGCCGCAGAACUCACGAGCAAACAAUACUCUCUCGACAGGGUAGCUCAAGCUAACCGAAACCAAAGCACAGAGCUAGCUUCCAGCCGCGACCAAUUGGCACGAGAUACUGCCACACUAAGAGACAAUCAGGACGAAGUCCAAAGGCUACGCGAUAUGGUCGCUAGGGAACGUGCCAUCGUUGAAAGACAACGGUCGGAAAACUCCCAGACGCGUCAAAAAAUACAAGAGGAGGAGGAAAGAAUGCAAGCCGAGGCUAUUGCCCAACAAAAACGUCUCGAUGAGCGACAAUCUGAGAUCAACGACCUACACGACCAGUUCCUUCGUUCCCAGCUUGAGACUCUUGAGAAUCACCGCUCAGAACACACCGUUCUCGUCGAAUCACUCCAAACCCGCCUUGUCGAAUCCCAGGAACAACACCAGAAAACAGAGCAAGUUCGUGCCGAGCUCCAAGAAAGAGUUUCUACCUUGACCAACAAGCUCGCUGAACGCACCGAGCGAGAAUUCACCCUCGGCACCGAGCUUGGCGAGCUCCGACAAAGACUAAGCAAUGAACGCGGUUCCUUCAACCGAGAAUUCGGCGAACUUUCACACUCCCUCACCGAAUUAAAGCAAAGGUGCAAUGACUACGAAGCCAACCAACAAAAGUUAAAAGACGAACUCGAGGCGAAGGAGCAGAGCAUUUCAACCCUCGAACAGGAUGUCGCAUCAAGGGAGCAGGUCCUCCAAGAGCGCUCCAAGUUCCUUGAGACAUUAGAAGAAUCCCUCAAGGCUCAACAAGCCGAACUCAUCGACAGAGAACACAACCUUCAAGAUCGCGAACACACCGUUCAGAACCGAGAACACAGCCUCGAAGAUCGGGAAACCACUGUUCAAGAUCGGGAAACCACCCUUCAAGACCGAGAAAACACCGUCCAAGACCGAGAAACCACCCUUCAGGAUCGAGAGAAAUCGCUCGAGGAGAAGAGCAAGGCUCUUGAAUCUCUCCGAGAAACAAUCGACGAACGUCUCAACCACGUCACUGAAGCCGAACGGGACUUGGCAGUACGAAAACAAAACCACGAAGACUCCGUCAAGGCAUUCGAGGAGCAAGAGGCCCUCGAUCACAUCGACGAAGCCGCCGACGCAGAACAAGGAAUCGGCCCUGGCCACCUUGUUAGCCGACCAACAAUGCGUAACUUGUUGGGCCGUAGGACAAGCGACUUCCUCGGAAAGGGCUUCGGUCGCCGAAGUAGUGUUAGCCAGGGCACAAAAAGCCCACCAAAGAGCCGAGAUGGCAUGUCAGAGUCCAAAAUUAGUUUCACUUCCUAA
Molecule: messenger RNA, 1656 nt
Organism: Orbilia oligospora ATCC 24927
Lineage: Eukaryota; Fungi; Ascomycota; Orbiliomycetes; Orbiliales; Orbiliaceae
Exons: 1
Coding region: 1-1656 (551 amino acids)
Source: RefSeq, a predicted model, not a curated record